AUGAUUAAAUCAAUACGAUUUUACUCCAAAGUAAUAGAUCUUAAACAUGAAGGAAAGACUGCAGCAAAGAUUUUAAAGUCGGAAUACAAAUCGCUCAAAGAUCACUACAAGGCCCCGAAAUACCCAAUUGUUUUAUGCCAUGGGUUUUCUGGAUUUGAUCGUUUGUCAUUAAUGCCAAUUCCCAAAGAGAUAGGUCACCAAAUCGACAAGGCUAAAGAGUACGCACCAAGAGGGCUCAUUGAACUAGAUUACUGGUAUGGAAUCAAAGAGGCACUUGAAAAGUUGGGGUCAACAGUAUUCGUGGCUAAAGUUCCAGCAUUUGGCGACAUUAAAAGUAGGGCAAUAAGUCUAGAUAAAUUUAUCGACAAAGAGUGCAAACAUCUACGACAAAAUGAGUCUAAAUCUUCAUUAUACAACGAUUCGAACCACGAUUCCACAACUUUUGAAAACAAAAACGAACCGAUUAAGGUCAACUUGAUCAGCCAUUCUAUGGGCGGUUUGGAUAGUAGAUACUUGAUUUCCAAGAUACAUAAAGAUAACGAGAACUAUAAGGUAGCAUCACUCACGACAAUUUCCACUCCACACCAUGGCUCAGAAUGUGCCAAUUUUGUCGUGGAUUUAAUUGGCAACAAUACAAUAUUGAAAGACAUAUGUCCAAGGUCUAUUUUUGAUUUGACAACGUCAAAUAUGAAAAAAUUCAAUCAGACUGUAAAAGACGAUCCCGAUGUCCAAUAUUUUUCGUUUGGAGCCAGAUUCAAUCCUCGGUGGUAUAAUUUGUUCAGUUUAACAUGGUUAGUAAUGAAGUAUGAAAUUAAAAAGGAUAAAGCUCGUGAAUUGCGCCGUUUAAUUGACAACGACGGUAUCGUGAGCGUAGAAAGCUCGAAAUGGGGACAGUACAUUGGUACAUUAGACGAGGUCGACCAUUUGGAUUUGAUCAAUUGGACGAACAGAGCUCGGAGUACUUUUGAUAAAGUAAUGUUUGCUCAGGAUCCCACAUUCAACCCCAUUGCAUUAUAUUUAGAUAUUGCUGACAAAUUAGCUGAAAAGGGACUAUAA
This is a messenger RNA of Candida dubliniensis CD36, 1056 nucleotides long. RefSeq names its product triglyceride lipase. The transcript has a single exon. Gene Ontology annotation, molecular function: triacylglycerol lipase activity. Lineage: Eukaryota; Fungi; Ascomycota; Pichiomycetes; Serinales; Debaryomycetaceae. The record is from RefSeq and is a predicted model, not a curated record. The coding region runs from base 1 to 1056 and encodes 351 amino acids.